Molecule: messenger RNA, 4422 nt
Organism: Cydia strobilella
Lineage: Eukaryota; Metazoa; Arthropoda; Insecta; Lepidoptera; Tortricidae
Gene: Ufsp2
Product: probable Ufm1-specific protease 2
Exons: 10
Coding region: 15-1763 (582 amino acids)
Source: RefSeq, a predicted model, not a curated record
ACAUUUUAGUUAAAAUGUCACCACGUCUCAAAAUAUCGAGUUAUGUUAUCGAGAGGUUGUCUAAAUUAGACACAAAUGAAAGUACAGGAUGUCUGUACGGGGUUAUGUACGACGGAAACCUGCUCGUAGUCGGGCUGAGUCUGGAGUUAUUUGAACGCGAGAACAAUACAUACAAGCAGCUUCUCUUGCACUUGCCCACUGAGAUUGAGUUAUGUGGGGUGAUAAAGUUCGGGGAAACUUUAACGACAGAGACGAGGUUGAAAGAAAUCCUGCAGGAUGUAGACAUAACAGACAACCCACUGGUGAUUAUUAUAAAUCAAAAUAAGGAUAUGAAAGCACACUUCUUAGUCCAUGAUAAGUUUGAGGAAACCAAAUAUGAGGUGAUGGAGGCAGACGAGUUGUGCAAACAGUUCCUCCAUGUCCGCCUUAACACUGUUAUACCGCUGAGUUGUGAAGCUACUAUGAAUGGCGUUAAGAAUAUAAUGCAGAAUAAAAGGAUAAAGAUUGCAUCAGGCCAAGUUUCCUUCCAUAUAAGCGGUACAUCCGUUUAUUUAUUUGGAGUGGCGUCAGAUGUAGGAUUGACUGGGAUAAGCACAGAUGCUACGGUCGGAGAACUCUUUGAUUCGAUGAGCCCAGAACAGCCUAAAAAGAAGAAGCAUAACACAAAUAGUAUAGAAAUUUUACCUGCAAACUUAAUUUUAAAAAGUACUAAGGAUAUAUUGUCGGAUAAACUUGUUAAGACUGCUGUUAAGAUGAUGACUACACAACGAAAACCUUCAUUUUGUAUUAGCAUGCCGCUGAGAAUUGACACUUUAGCAAUAAUCCACCGGAACACAAAGUUGCUGGAGUUGUACACGGUUCUAGUUGAAGCCGUCUGCCGCUCCCUGAAAUUACUAGAAAGUGUCUUACUUGAACAAUUAGGUCAGGAGGGCAUAGGUGAUGGAGCGGGCCUGCGUUUGCCGGAAACCUUCCACUUUAUCCCCGACGAGCUAGGCCACUUCGUCACCAGGAUUGUGCCCAAGGCCAUACCUGAUGAGAGCAUGGAAAAAGAAAGGCGUUUGUUGCACGAGCAACUAGGUCUGCCAUUAGACCGGCCCAUCUUCCGGCGGGGCAACGCGUACGCCGCGCCCACGACGCGGCUGCUGAGCCCGCACGUGCACGCGGCGCACGGGGCGCACGUGCACGCGGCGCUGGUGCGCGGCCGCUACGGCUACUACCACUACAUGCAGGACGGGGUCAACGACGACGGCUGGGGCUGCGCCUAUCGCUCCAUGCAGACGAUAUUCUCCUGGUUCAGGUAUCAAGGAUACACAACAGUAGAAGUUCCCAGCCACAGGGAAAUCCAACAGUGCCUUGUCGAUAUCGGAGAUAAGCCUUCAUCGUUCGUAGGUUCCAAGCAGUGGAUCGGCUCGACAGAAGUCUCGUUCUGUCUUGAGACUCUGCUCGGUGUCCAAUCUAGGAUUAUAUUUGCGAAUACUGGCGCAGAACUCCAGAGCUACACUCCGGAAUUGUUGCACCAUUUCGAUAAACAUGGCAGCCCGAUUAUGAUCGGUGGUGGAGUCCUAGCGCACACAAUCCUGGGUGUGGAGUUCGAUGUCGGGACCAACGAGACCCGCUACCUGAUCCUCGACCCGCACUACACGGGCCCGGACGAGCUGGCCACGGUCCUCGCCAAGGGCUGGUGCGGCUGGAAGAAGGCAGACUUCUGGAACAAGACCGCUCACUACAACCUGUGCCUGCCGCAGACGAGACCCGCUGUCUGAUCCUGUUCAACUAACGAUCUAAGAACUCUUUGACCGUCAAAGACGCGCGCAGAUAUAACCCUAAAUCAAGAUUCGUGCGUUCUGGCUCCUUUACACUAUCGGCGAUGAUAGACGAUGACUGGCGGCAGGCGGAGGCAGGGGUGCGUAUCUCCUCGCUUCGGGCAAACUCGGCUCCGUUCGGCUCAGCAUUGCUCCGAGCAAUUAUUAGGGUUGGCACAGCUUGACGUCCAUUUGCGUGUACGACCACAGAUAAGAUAAUGACUUGAAUUUUGACAAUCCUAAAUAGCCGAGAGGGAUACUGUCAUAUAUUAGAAAGGGAUAGCACGAUUCGACCCUGAACCGCUGUCAAACUUCGGUUUUGUAGUAAGUUUCCUUUCUGUACGGUAGUACUAUUAUUAUUCUGUGACGAUAGUGUAGAGGGCGUACUCGGCAGUCCCCGCCAGUCAUCGUAUCAUCGCCUGCGACCCGUGAGUUGUCGGUUUUUUGGGCACGCAUCAAAGGAAAUCGCCGGGUAAUUGCCAACUACAGGCGAUCUUGGAUGCUUGCACGAUGAUCUUGCCGAUGAUACUAUCAACGAUCAUCGCCGAUAGUGUAGAGCCACGAAAGAGUUAAAAUAAUGUAAUAAAAUAUCGUGAUUCUGUCGUUCAGGCGAUCACGUAAUUCCUUACAAAUUGAAUCGGCCGAAUGACGGCGUCAAGUGUUUCUGUGUGUCAAACUAUAUUUUGUUUGGAUGGACAGAAUUGUUAGCACUUUCGAUUCAAGCAAUAAAAAAGAGUUGUAGUCUCGGUUUUCCGGAUCGGCACGUUCUCAUAUCAACUUUUUUUGUAAAAAAAAACUUGUGUAAUGUAAUUUUCCAUGUAAGUAAUCCUAUUUUUUAAUGCCUAGAUCGAUAGAGCUUAUGAUUCUGAUUAAGAGACACCAAUGAAAAAUAGUUUUGAGACAAAAAGUGCUGUGUAACAAAAACUCCGGUACCGACUAUUCGUUUCAAUAAACACAAAAUAAUUACGACCAAAAUGGUAUUAAUAAGAUAGCAUUUUAAAGAUAUUGAACCUCUUAAGAAUAUAGUUGCAUUUUUAUUAUGGGUCCUCAUUCAUUCACAUAUUAUUUUUAAUUAAUUGUAUGCCAGGUAGCAUUUAUACGUCAUUACGACGUCAGCGACGUAAUUAUAACGUAAUAACGCCGUCAUUAUGACGUCGCUGGCGUCACUUUGCUACCUGGGAUACAAUACAGGUGUUUGUUAAAAGUUUUAGAGUGGAACCGAACAUAUAUUGAUGUUAUUACGUAGCACUGAGCUGUGAUAUUGGCGCGUUUGCCUUACGAUUCCACUUGAUUGCAUUUUAAUAUAUUCUUAUAUUUUACCAUAAGUUCGUAGAAUUAUCAGGCUUGUUUUUAUUCCGGAUCAUAGAAAUGUUAAUAUUUCAUUAUUUGUAAAGAAUUUGGAUUAAUACAUUAACAAAUUCACUGUCAAGUGCCAGACCCGCUAGGCGGGUUCUCUGUUCGUAGGCGCUUUUCGCUACAUACGGGUUUUCACGUGUUACGAGUAUCGGUCACUGACUGUGUUGAUUGAAUGAUCAAUAGAUACCAUAUAUUCAAGAUGCCAUCACCAUCACGUUAGAACUCAAUAGGUACCCCCUAUUACUGCAAUGUUCUGCCACCAGAGUGCAGCACUAGCCCGUUUACUAAACCAUAGAGUAACUUAUACAUACUGUGCCUUUAGAGUUGGACCAAGAUAAGUCUGCAACGAUUUUGAUAGCACACGCAGUGCAAGUGUUAUUUACACGUCAUAAGUUCAUAGAAGUUUGACGUUUAAAAUAACACUUGCACUGCGUGCGCUUGCAGACUUGUCUUGGUCUAACUAGAAUUCAAACCUGCACGGAUCCAUGUUUCGAUUGGAGGGGUUGAGGUAAUGUGUACAUAUUUUUAGCAUUUUGUCCGUUUCAAUUAUUUAAUUUAAUACCUUGACUGUACCGUACCAAAGGUGUGUCACGAUAUUUGGCCGUCACUAUCUUAUGCUGACAGUACAGACGACGUGAAAUAUAUGUUUACAUUAUAGCCUAUGGCCCAGCCAUACAAAUGAUAAUUCCAAAACUUGCCACUGAAAUUUGAACCUAAACUGUAGGAAAUAGAGUUGAUUUUGCAUUGUUUGAAAAUUGAACGAAACAAAGUAAAAGCUACUCUGUUCGAAUUGAAUACGAUUUAAAUUAGAUCACACUGAAGAAGUACUAUAGUUAGAACCUUGGGCCUUAGGAGGAUAGAAAUAAGGAUGUGACCCGAUAUAUUUGGCUACUUUGGCCGUUACUAUCUAUUUGAUGCUUACUGUAGCACUCAGUUAAACAGGUAUAGUUGGUCAAGCAAAUCUUGUUAGUAGAAAAAGGCGGCAAAUUUAAAAAAUAUAGGCGCGAAGGGAUGUGCUAUAGAAAAUUUGAAUUUCGCGUAUUUUUCUUCUGACAAGAUUUGCUUGACCAACUAUAAAUAUUGAUUUUUUGCUAUGGUAAAGUUGCUAUAUUAGGAAUGAAUGAUGUCUCAUCACAGUAGAUCAAUACAGCAGGUGUGUUCUUCAAUAGUUUAUUUUAUUGUCAUGUAUCUUUUAAUUAUAAAAAAAAAGCGCAUACGUUAAAUGGAAUUAUUAUAUUUUUUACUAAAUAAAAUUUAAAUUCGA